UGGUCAGACUGGUCUCAAACUCCUGGCCUUAGGUGAUCCACCCGCCUCGGCCUCCCAAAGUGCUGGGAUUACAGGUGUGUUUUUUGUUUUUUUAAGAGAUGGAGUCUCACUAUGUUGCCCAGGCUGGCCUUGAACUCCUGGACUCAGGUGAUCCUUCUGCCUCAGCCUUCCCAGUAGCUGGGUCCCUGUGAUGAUUUUAAUUGAAUUCUGUGGUGUGUAAGAAGACCAGCCUGCAAGGCAAGCACAGAUGGGGCAGCUUUUGUUCUGAGAAAUUCGUGCCCUUACUGAACUUGGGUCCGGCUAUUUUUGGAAUAUGGCCAGCGUCCAGUUCUAACCCACGACACGGUCUUUUUGGAGUAGCAUGAACUCAGGACAAAGCUGGCUGCAUAGUCAAACCCUCACCCCUUCCAUCCUGCACACACACAGUUUCAAGUAACAGAUGUUCCAGGCAGAGCCAGCCAGAGUGAGCUGUUCCUCAUCUCCACCAACCCCUGCAAUCUCUGCCCGAGUCCCCCUCCUUCCAUCCGCCUCCCCUUACUAGAGUCUCAGCCCUUCCUCCUCGCCUGGAAGUCUUGCCCCCGCCCCCUUGUGCUGGCUCGAGCUCAGGCCUCUUCCUUUGUCGCAGCUCCGCCCAGUUGAACACACCCACCCGCUGGGGAAGGUGCCUCUGUUCCCUCCCCACGCACUCUGGGCCUAGCUGACAGAGAUGGACCAUCGAAAAGCCAGGGUCCUCCCAGCUGGGCACUACUGCCCCUCACUAGGAAUAUGGGCCUCGAAGGCUGGCAGUGUGAGGUUCUCUGUGCCACCUUCCAUCAGCAGGAACCUGGCCAUGGUGAACGAAGCCAGAGGAAAUGACAGCCUCAACCCCUGUUUGGAGGGCAGUGCCAGCAGUAGCAGCGAGAGCUCCAAAGACAGUUCGAGAUGUUCCACCCCGGGCCUGGACCCCGAGCGGCAUGAGAGACUCCGGGACAAGAUGAGGCGGCGAAUGGAAUCUGGUGACAAGUGGUUCUCCUUGGAAUUCUUCCCUCCUCGAACUGCUGAGGGAGCUGUCAAUCUCAUCUCAAGGUUUGACCGGAUGGCGGCAGGCGGCCCCCUCUUCAUAGAUGUGACCUGGCACCCAGCAGGUGACCCUGGCUCAGACAAGGAGACCUCCUCCAUGAUGAUCGCCAGCACCGCCGUGAACUAUUGUGGCCUGGAGACCAUCCUGCACAUGACCUGCUGCUGUCAGCGCCUGGAGGAGAUCACGGGCCAUCUGCACAAAGCCAAGCAGCUGGGCCUGAAGAACAUCAUGGCGCUGCGGGGAGACCCCAUAGGUGACCAGUGGGAAGAGGAGGAGGGAGGCUUCAACUACGCAGUGGACCUGGUGAAGCACAUCCGAAGUGAGUUUGGUGACUACUUUGACCUCUGUGUGGCAGGUUACCCCAAAGGCCACCCCGAAGCAGGGAGCUUUGAGGCUGACCUGAAGCACUUGAAGGAGAAGGUGUCCGCGGGAGCCGAUUUCAUCAUCACACAGCUUUUCUUUGAGGCUGACACAUUCUUCCGCUUUGUGAAGGCAUGCACCGACAUGGGUAUCACUUGCCCCAUCGUCCCCGGGAUCUUUCCCAUCCAGGGCUACCACUCCCUUCGGCAGCUUGUGAAGCUGUCCAAGCUAGAGGUGCCACAGGAGAUCAAGGACGUGAUUGAGCCAAUCAAAGACAAUGAUGCUGCCAUCCGCAACUAUGGCAUCGAGCUGGCUGUGAGCCUGUGCCACGAGCUUCUGGCCAGUGGCUUGGUGCCAGGCCUCCACUUCUACACCCUCAACCGCGAGAUGGCUACCACAGAGGUGCUGAAGCGCCUGGGGAUGUGGACUGAGGACCCCAGGCGUCCCCUGCCCUGGGCUCUCAGCGCCCACCCCAAGCGCCGAGAAGAAGAUGUACGUCCCAUCUUCUGGGCCUCCAGACCAAAGAGUUACAUCUACCGUACCCAGGAGUGGGACGAGUUCCCCAACGGCCGCUGGGGCAAUUCCUCUUCCCCUGCCUUUGGGGAGCUGAAGGACUACUACCUCUUCUACCUGAAGAGCAAGUCCCCCAGGGAGUUGCUGCUGAAGAUGUGGGGGGAGGAGCUGACCAGUGAAGAAAGUGUCUUUGAAGUCUUUGUUCUCUACCUCUCGGGAGAGCCAAACCGGAAUGGUCACAAAGUGACUUGCUUGCCCUGGAACGAUGAGCCCCUGGCAGCCGAGACCAGCCUGCUGAAGGAGGAGCUGCUGCGGGUGAACCGCCAGGGCAUCCUCACCAUCAACUCACAGCCCAACAUCAACGGGAAGCCGUCCUCCGACCCCAUCGUGGGCUGGGGCCCCAGCGGGGGCUAUGUCUUCCAGAAGGCCUACUUAGAGUUCUUCACUUCCCGUGAGACAGCGGAAGCGCUUCUGCAAGUGCUGAAGAAGUACGAGCUCCGGGUUAAUUACCACCUUGUCAAUGUGAAGGGUGAAAACAUCACCAAUGCCCCCGAACUGCAGCCGAAUGCCGUCACUUGGGGUAUCUUCCCUGGGCGAGAGAUCAUCCAGCCCACCGUAGUGGAUCCCAUCAGCUUCAUGUUCUGGAAGGACGAGGCCUUCGCCCUGUGGAUUGAGCAGUGGGGCAAGCUGUAUGAGGAGGAGUCUCCAUCCCGCACGAUCAUCCAGUACAUCCACGACAACUACUUCCUGGUCAACCUGGUGGACAAUGACUUCCCACUGGACAACUGCCUGUGGCAGGUGGUGGAAGAUGCACUUGAGCUUCUCAACAGGCCCACCCAGAAUGAGAGAGAGAUGGAGGCUCCGUGACCCUGUGUCCUGACGCCCUGCGCUGGAGCCACUCCUGUCCCACCUUCCUCCUCCACGAUGCUACUUCUCUGGGAAUCCCACUCUCCUUCAUGUCUCUCCCACCCCUGGCCUCCACUCCCCGACCUGACGAUGGCAGCUAGACUGGAGUGAGGCUUCCAGGCUCUGGCUGGACUUGAGUUGGCCCCACAUGGGAACCUAGUACUCCCUGCUCUAGCCAGGAGUCUGUGCUCUUUUGGUGGGGAGCACUUCCGUCUUGCAGAGAACCACAGCGGGUGGCACCUCCUGAGAAGGCAAGGAGAGUGGUUGUUGCCAGCUAAGCCCUCGAACCAAGGCAGCCUCCAGAGCCAGCCUGGGACUCCCAGUGAACUUACACUUGGAGCCUGUGCAGUACAGGCAAAACACGCAUGGGCGCCAGGCACUGGUGGCAUCGUAGAAGAGAUGUGGCAAAGUGCUGUACCCUUCUACCUCCUAGAGGUGGGCAGCUGGGCCCCACCUACUUGUGAGUGAAGGGACAUACCACUGCCCUGCCUGCCCGCUUAGCCGUCCAUGGCACCAGCCCCCUGGAUGGGCAUUGGGCUGACACCUACCAUGCUGCUUUCUGGCACAGUUGUCUAUUCUGAGCUUUGAGAGAAAAAGUACCCCUUAAGGGUUGACAGCAGCAGUCUGAACCCUUGUGCUUGGUGGGGGUCGUGGCCUUCCCCUUUUCCCUGGCUGUGGAGGCCUAAGGCUACCCCGUUCCCGGUCAAAAGCCAAGAUGAGAUUCACCAGCACAGGGGCCCCAGACCUGCCUGGGGCUGUGCAGCAGCCCAGCUUCCUGGCUUAUUUUUCAGGUAGACCCUCGUCCUGCCAGCUGCCCUCCUCGUCCCCUCGUCCUGUCCCAGAGGUUAUCUGCCUGGCACAGCUCCCCAGGAGUCACCUGCAAGCCCCAUGGCCCGGGGGCAGUGACUGGCAGGUGCAGAUGGACUGUUUCCUGUCCUGGAUCCCAGCAGGCUGGGUGGGGUGGGGUGGCCCGGAGCAGCCUGAUGGCCAAAGGGGUGGAUGCAAUUGUGGGACGUCCUCUUUACUCCCUUCCUGGCCUCACUGGCUGGGGCAGAAGGGCGGCCGCUAGGAGAGACUAAGAGAAGCAGCUAGGACUGAGGAGUGGGUUUUAUUGUCCUUCAGAGCUCUUCAAGCUGUCCCCUCUGUCAUCACUCCCCGGAUGUGUGGGGCAUGGUUCCUUGCCUGGGAAAGCCGAGUUCAGUUCUGUUUUUUAUUCUCUGGGAACACGUCACAGCUGUAGCUGGGCCCCAUGCUCUGCCCCAAGCCCCCAAUCCCCGCAGGGCUCCGGCGGCUUCUGUCCACUCUCAGGGCCCUUAGGGCCUGGCUUGCUCCAGGGUCUUGGGCUACUGGCAGCUCCUCUCCUUGGGCUUCUGGCUGCCAGGCGUUGGUGCCACUUCUUAAAGGCCUGGAACCAGGGAGGGGAGGAAAUGCUAUUGUUGUGGGCUCUCUCCAGGGUCUGUGCCGUGCCUGCUAGAGCAACACCUGUGCCCAGCUCCUUUUGUCCCCAGGGCCCCUCCCUCUGCCCCAAGCAGCCAGCCAGUCUUGCCCAGGCCAAAUGCACAAGCUCAGAAUAGAUCCGAUGGUGAUCUGGGAAGCUGUACUCAGAGCAGAGCAAAUGAGGGAGGGGGUGCUCAGGACCUAGGCCCUCCAUGGGCUAGUCUGAGCGGCAGCCAUACCUCAUGCCACACCUUCCCAAACUGAGGGACCGGGUGGGCCUGGCCUGAGCUGGGGCCACAAAUCAAAUCAAGGGCUCCAGCAUCCAGCCUGUGUGUUCUGUAAUGGAACUGACCCCCUCCCCUGAAAACAAAGGGGCCCUGGGGCUGGCAAGCAGGGAAACCUCAGAUCCGCAGUGCGCAGCUGUGGCACAGGCUUCUGGAAGGCUGGCUGGGUGGAGUGCAGGGAAGAGGGUAGUACCUGGGAAAGGACCCAGCCAUCUUCCUGCUGCUUUAACUGCUGAGCCACUCGCAGUCGCAGGAUCCGCUGCCACCACGUCCGCCAGGCCGAUCUCAGGUGCCACUCUCUGAGCUUUGGGGACAGUUGGCAGAGGAGGCCUCUUGCGCUCACGCUCCCCUGCAGUCGCCAGCCCUUCUGCCUUUCUCCCCCCACACCUCUGCGGCACCAGAGUGAAAGGGCUAUGGCAAGGGGGUGUCAUCUGAGUAUUAACAAUGCAGAUUCCUGGGCCUGUCCCCCAAGGUUUUGGAGUCAGUAGGUCCAAGGGCCAUACUUUUGAGAGGGGUUAGGGUUCAGUAUGAGGUGAAAUGGGAGAUGGUCAGUAUGGAGAGGGGCUGCGCCCACUCACCAGGGUCCGUGCCAGCUGUUCUGCCCCUUGGGCAUCCACCCAGUGCUGCCAUGCUGCUGCCAGGCACCUGGCCUGCUGGGAACCCCGCAGCCCACGAAGCAGUGCCUUAAGCCACCGGCGCUGCAGGUACUUCCUCCUGAUGGCCAAGAGCAUCGUGACCCUUCAGGGCCGGAAGGAGGGCAGAGCCAUGGGCCUGGGCCUGCUUUUCCAGGAUCCUACAUGAAAGAGCACUGGCCAGAGAGGGCCCAGCUCUAGCCAUGGCUCCGGCGAGCCCCUCGGCCCCUGCCCCCAUCCCUCGGACCCCCCAAACUGCACACACAGCUCCUCUCACCCCAGCCUCCUUUUAUGGGCCUCGCUUUGGGCUUUGAGGGCCCUGGGCUCAGGGCUGGAGUGUCCUCUUGGUCCCUGGUCCCUCAUCCACAAGGGCAGGCCUGGGACCCAGCUACUCUGUCCAGGCCACUGCGGCCAGAGCUGGAAGGCAGGGCAGAGAGAAUGUUCUCCGCACCCUGGAAAGGGGAGUUGAGUCAGAAGAGCUUAAUGUGGGUCCAAGAAGGCAGCUGCUCUUAGUGCCCGCCUAGGAGUUGAGUACAGUGAGGAGCGUGGAGGAAGGCGCUGAGCUCAGCCUUGUGCCCUGCCCCCCAUCUUCCCAGGCCUCUAGCCGCUCUGGGCUGCUGCCCAAAGAGAAAUCACAGGGGCGGGACAGGAACACAAAGUUUUCUCAGAACACCUGAAACAUUCCUAAGAGGGAAUGGAUGGGGAGAAUGGUCAGUACAUAUAACACCGUGUCCCAAGGAGCUGAUUUCCAGGCCCCUGAGGACUGGAGACCACUUCACCCCUGCACUUCAGACACUGUUUGUCCUCCGGGGCAAGGUCUCCUUACUCUGAGCCCAGGCCAUUCCCCUUGGCUUCCUCUGUCCACCCAGGCUGCACUGCAGUGAUGGCGCGGGCGGCACCAGCCCUGUGGCCUGUGUCCAGCAGCUGCGGGUCUGAAGGAACAACCAGAAAGGAGCACCUGAACCCCAUGGGCUUGGACCUCCUGGGGCCCCACUGGGAUUUCUUGGCUGGCAGGACACAUCCCUGCUUCUUCCACCCAUUCCCCCAGGUGGCCAAAGACAUUCCAACAGUGGGGUGGGCCCCUAGAAGUUACCCCUCAGUGCCUGGGAGCACAGCCCUGGGAGGUGGCUGUUUCUCUCCCCACUUAAAACUUGUCAAAGCUGAGUUACUUGUCUGAGGCCUCAUACCUCGAAAGUGGUCUGACUCCAGAGUCCGAGCCCCCGGCUAGUACUCUCUACAGAGAGGGGCUCUCCAAAGGGGCUGCUGGGGCAUGUGUGCCUGUGGCAGAAAAGAGGGGGCCCUGGAAUUAAGCACCCUAGGUACCAUUCCCAGUGUUUAGUUUCUAGAGGCCUCGGAUUCUCCAUCAGUAUAUGGGAUCCUUGUCUUGAAUAGAAAUGUAAAAGUACUCUGAGAAGCAAUUGCCCUGUAGCUUAUUUAGAAAGAAGAGACCCUGAGACCCUAGAACCUGCUGUUGCCAUAGUCCCAUAUGUGUGAAUUCUGCAACUAGCCAAGGCUAGUUCCUUUCAAUUCCAUUUUAAAAACAAAAACCGGGAGGCACGGUGGCUCAUGGCGCAAUGGGCCUGCCCAGCGGUUGGGGAGGCCAAGGCAGGCAGAUCGCUUGAGCCCAGGAGUUCGAGACAAGCCCUGGCAACACAGUGAGACCCCAUUUCUACAAAAAAAAUAAAAUUAGCCGGGUGUGUUGGCACACGCCUGUAGUCUCAGCUACUCACGCGGCUGAGGUGGAAGGAUUGUUUGAGCCCUGGAGGUUGAGGCUGCAGUGAGCUGUGAUUGCACCAUUGCAUUCCGGCCUGGGCAACAGAGUGAGACACUGUCUGAAAAAAAACGACGACCGAAAAAAGUCACCUUAGCUUUUUCUCUUAGAACCUUCUCUAAAAUGUAUUCUUUGUGGCAUUCUGAAAUAAGAUUCCUGAUGAUGCCUGUUGAUCUUAGGGACACUACCUCACCUGCCAGUAUCUUUGGGGCUGUGUCCUUCAAGGACAUGUCCCCAGACUGCUGUGCAGUGUCAUUUUCUGUUUGGUUUUGUGGUGGCUUCUUCCCUCUUGCUAGGCCAUCAACCUCUUAUCACCAUUUGUUGGUGUCAGAACUAACUGCUUCUGGUCUGGAGAGGGACUGACCAAUGCCGUUGGGUAGAGAGAAUUAUGAAAGAGAUUUUGGUAUUUUUCUACUUUAUAUUUUCUGACUUUUCUGUAAUGAGCAUAUUUCACUUUUCCAAUAAGAAAAAAAAAAAAAAAACUUGACCUGGUGCAGUGGCUCACACCUGUAAUCCCAGCACUUUGGGAAGUCGAGGUGGGAGGAUCACUUGAAUUCAGGAGUUCGAGACCAGCUUGGGCAAUAUGGUGAAACCCCGUCUCUACUAAAAAUACAAAAAUUAGCCAGGUGUGGUGGCACGCACCCGUAGUCCCAGCUACUCAGGAGGCUGAGGUGGGAGGAUCGCUUGAACCUGAGAGGUGGAGGUUGCAGUGAGUUGAGAUCACACCUCUGCUUCAGGCUGGGCAAUUGAGCCAGACUCUGUCUCAAAAAUAAAAAAACAAAAAAA
Macaca mulatta (Rhesus monkey) is the source of this 7749-nucleotide messenger RNA. RefSeq names its product methylenetetrahydrofolate reductase (gene MTHFR). The record is from RefSeq and is a predicted model, not a curated record. Gene Ontology annotation, biological process: tetrahydrofolate interconversion. Gene Ontology annotation, molecular function: FAD binding; methylenetetrahydrofolate reductase [NAD(P)H] activity. Lineage: Eukaryota; Metazoa; Chordata; Mammalia; Primates; Cercopithecidae. Gene Ontology annotation, cellular component: cytosol.